AUGCCACCAAAGGGAUGGAAAAAGAAUGCCGAUCCAAGUGAACAGCCAUUUAGGGAUACCGACCCCGUUUCAAUAGAUGACAUUUUGUUUCCUCGAUCAACAAUUCUGAAAUUGGCCAGAUCAAUCACCUCAGAUGAAGAUAAUCAAAAUACUAUGACAUUGGCAAAAGACUCUCUAUUAGCGUUGCAGAGAUCAGCUACUGUAUUUGUAAGCUAUAUGUUAUUUCAUGCAAAACAAGUGUCGAAAGCUGCCGGUAGAAAGACGGUGACUGCUCAGGAUAUGAUGGCAGCUUUAGAACGAGCUGAGUUUGCCGGUUUCCUUCCAGAAGUGAAACAAAGGUUGGGAGAGUUUGAAUCGAUGGCAAAAGCAAAGAAACAAAAGAAAUUGGACGAAAAGAGUGCAAAUAAAGAGGAGGCUAUGACAAAGAAACCGAAAUUAUCACCUCAAGUUGGUGAAGUUGAAUCACGUGAAGUUGUCUCAAGUGACACAGAAGACGAAGAUGAUGAGGAUGCUGAUGCUGAAGAUGAGGAAACUCGAGAAGAGCUGAGCGACGAAAUUGAAGAUGGACUGGACGUCGAGGAGAAUGCUGCGAUAAAUCCUAUAUCUGAGCUUGCCAAAGAUGAGCAGGAAUUGCGUGGAGAAGAGAUUGACGAUGAUAGGCAGACUGAAGAAGACGAGGAAAUAGAGUAG
Molecule: messenger RNA, 690 nt
Organism: Lodderomyces orthopsilosis Co 90-125
Lineage: Eukaryota; Fungi; Ascomycota; Pichiomycetes; Serinales; Debaryomycetaceae
Gene: DPB4
Product: DNA polymerase epsilon noncatalytic subunit
Exons: 1
Coding region: 1-690 (229 amino acids)
Biological process (GO): leading strand elongation; DNA damage response; heterochromatin formation
Cellular component (GO): CHRAC; epsilon DNA polymerase complex
Molecular function (GO): protein heterodimerization activity; chromatin DNA binding
Source: RefSeq, a predicted model, not a curated record